AUGUCCUGGGAACCCAGGAGAAAAUGGACCCGCGACGAUCAGUCCCCAGAAGCAGGCGGGGCAAGUACUCCACCCAUGGUAGAAGGAGUGAUGAUGGUUGUCGAAGUUAUGCGUCAACAUGUUCGCACCGGGGGCAGACUUUCAAUCCUUCUUCUGAACGCCUCCAGGCGCGGAAACGUCAGCAAGCACUCGGGCUCUGCGAACAAGCUCCACUCCAAUAUGUUCCUCGUUGGAAAGAUUUGGCAGAAGAUACAGGAAGAUCGUUCGCCGUGCUCUCUCAUUAUCCGCCCUUUGCCGACAAUGUUGAGUCCCGAUACUCCCGACGAAAAGAAGUACCAUUCUGAAUUCCACAGAGCUCGGAAACAGUUGACGUGUAUAUUAUGGCAGAAACGGGAAUCAAGCACGGAUUUUGCUGCAGAUGUGGGAGGAAUUUCAGAAACUUCUCUGGAAGCUCAAUGGUCAGUGGGAGAAUCAGGGAUAGGAUCAACCCGUUCUGAUGCAUCAGAGCAUCGCCAAAAAAUGGCAAAAGCUGAUCAAUCUUCUUCUGAUGAACACACGAGUUUGUUUCCCGAUGCGGCAACAAUAAAACUUGUGCAAAACUUGGCCAAAAUACUCUGCGCGGAUUAUAAAUCACACGAGCAACUCGCGGAAGAAUUCCUUUGGAGAAGUUGCGACGAAUUCCGGGGGAUUUUCCAUGAAAGACGAGACGAAUUUACAAAGAACAAAACCGGCGUCAAGCAUCAGCAACCGACGCUGGCAAUGAUACGUGUAAUUUCGUUUGUCUUCUCCGCGGACCUUUGCUUACAUUUCUCCGGCCACAUUUUCUCCCCUGCAGUCGCAUUCCUCCGCUGUGUUUUCCCAGGUCAUCAUCAUCCGCACCUGAGACCCGCCAAGUUUGUUUUUCAGAUGGAUGGGAUUGACUUGCUCCCAGGCAAAGCGGCCGAAAAGAAAAGUGCAAACCUGCUGCAGGGAGUCGAUUCCGACUCCAAAGUUCAGUACAUAUGA
Notodromas monacha is the source of this 1005-nucleotide messenger RNA. Lineage: Eukaryota; Metazoa; Arthropoda; Ostracoda; Podocopida; Cyprididae. The record is from the annotation of a GenBank genome assembly.